AUGAACGAAGACAUCUUUCCCGACCGAGAACAGAUCCCACGGUUGGCGUGCCACAUACCAGCCGUGGGCGAGUUUCAGAAAACUAUGAUUUAUUCCACCUGGGGCUACGGCCUUGUCACAGCUGCUAUCGAGCGAGUGACGGGCAAACCAUUCAGUGUCUGCGUUGAACAAUACAUUUAUCAACCACUUGGUAUGAGUCGCAGUACUACGAACGCUCCAAAAGUCGACAAUGUCGUCUUCAAACAUUGGGUUGGCAAUUAUGGAGUGGCUCACGAAUUUCCGUGGUCACUUCAGCGUGGUUGGUCAGACGAAACUGGUUUCGGCGGCGCUGUAGGAGCACGAAGUUCUAUCAGAGAGCUUCUGAUCAUGUACCGGUCUCUUUUGCAUGCGUACAACCACCAGACCAACAACAAGGUCGAUUCCACUCCUGGAUCGCCAUUCAAAUACGCUUGUCGACUACUAUAUCCUCACAUCGGCGUUGGGAUCGCUUCACUUGAGAAACAAGGCUACUGUUUGGGGACCUACCGAACCCAACUCCCGGGAAAUUUGUCUGCUGCGAGUUACAACUCCAUACUUCUGCAGCAAAAGAACAGCCGACAAUUCGGAAAAACUCAUGCUGGCCGCGCUAUCUUCCACCAGAUAGCCACUUUCACAGGCUACAACGGAUUGAUGCUGUUGGAUCCACUGUCUCAGACUGCCAUAGUUGUACUGGUCAAUUCGUUGCCACUUUUCGAUAUUACCGAUGUUCUUGGACGGUUACUUCUUGGAACGAUCCUUGGAGAGGAUGAUCCGACAGACUACAUAGGUCUGGCAAAUUCAGUCAAGGAUAUAAACAUGCUUCUCUAUGACGUCUAUGCCGCAGGUCUUGACAAGAGGAAGGCGGACGUCGCCCUUAGCUUCCCUUUAAAGUAUUACGAGGGAGACUAUUGGAACAAAGACAAAAUCAUCUGCUAUUCGGUCAACGUUCAUGGGGAAGAUCAAAUUCGAGUAAAUGUGAAAGGGAGUUCACUAACUAAUUAUAUCUUACAUUCCUGGGGAGGGGACUUGUUUUGUUUGCCACCAGACAGGGAAAGGGAGCUCUCGCAGAGCAUGUGGCCGUUCACUUCUCUUAAAUCCCGCAUGUUCAAGUUCAACUGUAGCAAAGGCCGCGUUCUAAGCUUCACUUGGCACCAUGAUAUAACACCCGGGAGUGCACCGGAAACUUUCACCAAAAACGAUCAGAACUCAACUGCGAAGUUGUAG
This is a messenger RNA of Venustampulla echinocandica, 1242 nucleotides long. RefSeq names its product Beta-lactamase protein. The coding region runs from base 1 to 1242 and encodes 413 amino acids. The record is from RefSeq and is a predicted model, not a curated record. The transcript has a single exon. Lineage: Eukaryota; Fungi; Ascomycota; Leotiomycetes; Helotiales; Pleuroascaceae.